AAUGAGAAGGAAGAGGAAAGCGAAAAGACCAACAUUUGUCCCCAUAGCAGUAAGGGAAUUUCGACGCUAUAGUGCUCCUUUUGGAGAUUCACUGAAACCUUUUGGUGAAGUCGUUCGGAGAAGGAAUUCAAUAAAAUUAGAAAUAACUAGUUUGAAUAAUCUCGGACAAAAGAAAUUGGAAAAAAGGGGGUCGAGAGACCGUGUGAUGGUCCUUCCCAGUUCACUAAGAAGAGGCUCAGUCACUCCAAGAGCAGCUUUCUCCCCAUGGUGA
Molecule: messenger RNA, 271 nt
Organism: Dimorphilus gyrociliatus
Lineage: Eukaryota; Metazoa; Annelida; Polychaeta; Dinophilidae
Source: the annotation of a GenBank genome assembly